Molecule: messenger RNA, 3171 nt
Organism: Carya illinoinensis
Lineage: Eukaryota; Viridiplantae; Streptophyta; Magnoliopsida; Fagales; Juglandaceae
Product: receptor-like protein 15
Exons: 4
Coding region: 120-1805 (561 amino acids)
Molecular function (GO): protein binding
Source: RefSeq, a predicted model, not a curated record
UAUAAAUUUUUUAGUCUUUGGCCUUACUUUCUAAGUCAUCGGUCAAGGUCUUCUCAUUAAUGUUGAGGUGUUUAUAUAAACUCUUUAAGAACAACUUCGCUUAGACACCUAAACGUGAAAUGGAGUUUGGAGUUUUUGGGUGGUGGGUACUAUUGUUGGCUGCCUUGUUUCAAUUAUCUUCUAUUCAUGGGUGUUUGAGAGAAGAGAGAGUAGCUCUCUUGCAAUUCAAAGCUUCCCUGAACUCCUCGGAUGAUCAGUUGACAUCUUGGAACUCAUCUCAAGAGGAGAGUAAUUGCUGCGAUUGGGAAUGUGUUGUGUGCGACAACACUACAGGGCAUGUUAUCGAGCUUUAUCUUGCUUAUGUGAGGAGCUAUUUAGAUGAAGUUUGGUAUGUGAAUGCCUCUAUGUUUCUCCCCUUUCAAGAGCUUAAGUACCUAGAUUUGAGUUGGAAUCAGAUAUCUGGAUGGAUUACAAAUGAAGGUUUUGAAAGAUUAUCCGGAUUGAGCAAGCUAGAGGUUCUUGACUUGAGUUUGAAUGCCAUAAGUGAAAUUAGCUUCAUGUCAUCACUUGGUCAGAUUUUAUCGCUCAAGAAACUAUAUUUGGAAUACAUCCCAAUCCAUAUCCCAUUCUCAGAGUUGAGCAGACUGAAGAACCUACAGGAGUUGUAUUUGGAUAGUUCCAACAUUGACAAAAGCUUCCUCCGUAAAGUUGGCGCUAUGACUUCCCUUAAUGAAUUGACAAUACAAGGUUGUGGACUCAAAGGAAGCUUGCCCAUCGUUCAAGGCUUGUGUGAGCUUACAAAUCUACAAGCGUUAGAUCUCAGCCAUAAUAAUUUUGAAGGGAUAUUGCCUUCAUGUUUGGCAAGCAUGACAAAACUUCGAGUAUUUGAUAUCUCUUCCAAUCGCUUUAAUGGAAGCAUUGAUCUCUCCCCUCUACCUAGUUUAAAGUCACUUGAGUACCUUGAUUUAUCACAUAACUACUUCAACCCAAUCCCAUUCUCCUCAUUUCUUAAUCUCACAAAGCUUGAGGCCAUAUUUAGUGAUGGCAACAAAGUGGUUGAUGAAACUUUGUCUCAAAGAGAGAAUCUUGGCUUCCAAUUAAAGGUUUUCAGUUGUUUAAGCUGCUUAUCUACCAAAUCUAGUAGAAGAAUUACUAGAUUCCUUCAUUACCAAUUUGACUUGCAAGUAAUAAAUCUCCCUCACAACAAUUUUUCAGGACAGUUCCCCACAUGGUUGCUAGAAAACAAUACAAGGUUUGCAUCUCUUAAUUUGAAAAAUAACUCGUUAACAGGAAAUUUGCAGCUGCCCAAUCAUUAUGUUCUCAACCUUUUGGUUUUAGAUAUUUCAUUUAAUAAUAUACAAGGUCCAAUUCCAACUAACUUUGGUUUUGUUUUUCCAAAUCUAGAGUUUUUAAAUAUUUCUAAAAAUAAUUUUGAAGGUGUUAUUCCUUUUUCUUUUGGUAAUUUGGCUUCCUUAAGUGUUUUAGACAUGUCAAGCAAUAAUUUUUCAGGAACAAUAUCAGAAAACUUGACAAUGGGCUGCUCCUCUUUAUACUACCUCAGAUUGUCUAAAAAUCAUUUGCGUAUUUCCUACCAAUUAUUUCCUGCCAAUUUGAAUCUAACAUCCCUACAAUUUUUGUAUUUGGAAAACAACCACUUUUCCGGAGAGAUCUCACAUGGCAUAUCUAAUCUAAUGAAUUUGUAUGCAAUUGAUUUCAAUAAUAACAAUUUGUUAGGGAUGCUUCCAAGAUGGAUGGGGAACUUGACGUCAUUGGGGAAUAUUGCUAUCACAAAAAAACCAGCUUGAAGGUCCCAUUCCAGUUGAGUUAUGCAACUUGAAAUCACUUAAUUUUUUUGACUUGUCCCAUAACAAUCUGUCUGGCUCUAUACCCUCUUGCUUCAACCUGUCCUCCAUCAAUCAUGUUCAUUUGAAUAAAAACAGGCUAACCGGUCCCAUUACCAGUGCAUUCAAGGGUUGCUCUAGUUUAGUCACUCUAAAUCUUAAAGAUAACUACCUUACUGGCAACAUUCCAGAUUGGAUCGGAACCUUUCAAGUUUGAGCAUUCUCCUCUUGAAAGCAAAUUAUUUGCAGGGGAAAAUUCCAUUUCAAAUAUGCCAUUUAGAAAAACUAAGCUUGUUGGAUCUUUCCCACAAUAGUUUUUUUGGUCAAAUACUGCAUUGCUUGAGUAACAUUACUUUUGAGCCGAUCUACACAAAAUCUUAUAUAUUUGAAGUAUACUCUUCGAGUAGGUAUAGCCAAAUAUCCGACAUAUUGUCAAGAAUCGUCCAUUCUACAAUGAUAAUGAACAGAUCAACAGGCUUUUUUUCUCCCUAUGGACAUGAUGCAUUACCACUGGUAGAUGUACUACAAGAAGUGGAGUUCACAACGAAAAAUAGAAUUCUCUCCUACAAAGGUGACAUCCUCAACUACAUGUCUGGGAUUGACCUCUCAUGCAACAAAUUAGAAGGAGAAAUUCCAGCUGAGCUUGGAGACUUGAGUAAAGUCCAUGCAUUGAACUUGUCAUUCAACAAUUUAACUGGAUCAAUCCCCACCCAAUUCUCAAAUCUUCAGCAAAUUGAGAGCUUGGAUCUAUCCCAUAAUAACUUGGAUGGUAUUAUUCCCCCUCAAUUGAUAAAGUUGAACUCUUUGGCCGUCUUCAAUGUGGCACACAAUAACUUUUGGGGAACAACACCAGAAAGAAAAGCUCAGUUUGGUACCUUUGACGAAAGCAGUUACGAGGGAAAUCCUCUCCUAUGUGGACCUCCACUGCAGAAGACUUGCACUAAAAUUCAAACAUCAUCUAACAUUCCAACUGAUGAUGAGAGAGAUGAAGCUUGUGGUUUUAUGGACUUGGAAGUCUUUUACGCUAGCUUUGCAGUGUCUUACAUGAUAAUGCUGCUCGGAAUUGUUGCCAUUCUCUACAUAAAUCCGCACUGGCGACAAGCUUGGUUUAACUUUGUUGAAUUGUGCAUAUCCACUUGUAACCUAUCUAGCUUUAGAAUUGUGUAGCUUUGUGUUUUGAUGUUUGCAUUUUCGUAUGUCAUUUGUUUUUCUUUUCUUCAAUUUCAAGCUUGAAGUUUAAAUAACAUAUAUGAGACCUGAAAGCUUGAUCAUUGGAAUUGUAACUUUAGUAGUCAAUUAGUGAACAAUCAGACAAGAUGCUUGAACGAUA